Phasianus colchicus (ring-necked pheasant) is the source of this 1664-nucleotide messenger RNA. The record is from RefSeq and is a predicted model, not a curated record. Lineage: Eukaryota; Metazoa; Chordata; Aves; Galliformes; Phasianidae.
AUGCGGCUCCUGGGCACGGUGGCUUACACGCUGGCCAACUUUGGGCUGGCCACGAACCGGGUUCUCAUUGCUUUUAGCAUCCAGGUCAGCGACUUGUCCAUAGAGCAGAGUGAGGUGGAGCUCAAGGAAAAUGAUGCCAUUGAUAUAGCCAUCAAAAACGUGACAGCCUUCUUCAGAGGGACCCUGACUUAUGGCUAUGCAGGAGCCUGGUUCCUGCAGCUCUUUCACUCAGUUGAUUUUGAAAUUGAAUCUUCCAUCGACCUCCAGAUAAACAUAAAACUGUUAUGCCAGGAGGAGCAGGUGGCUGCCGACGCCUCGGACUGCUACCUGUCCUUCCACAAGCUGAUGCUGCACCUCCAAGGAGACAAGGAGCCGGGCUGGCUGAAGCAGUUCUUCACCAAUUUCAUCUCCUUCACCUUGAAGUUUGUGCUCAAGAGAGAGGUGUGCAAAGAAAUAAAUCUCCUUGCCCAGGUGAUGGCAAAUUUUGUCCACGACAUAGCAGAAAAUUUUGUCCGAGAUGAGGCCAUUGGACUCGAUAUCUCCCUUGCAUCAGAUCCUUUAAUUAAAGCAAAUUACCUAGAAUCACACCACAAGGGCCUCGUCCUAUACAAGAACUACUCUGAUGUCCUCAGCGACUCUGUUUUCUCCCCAUCGCUGCUGUCCGAAUCCCGAAUGCUGUACUUCUGGUUGUCUGAACACAUCCUCAACUCUCUGGCUUCGGCGGCUUUCCUAGAUGGGCGCCUGGUGCUGACCAUCAGAGGGGAGAAGCUGCAGAAGCCUGGCUUCUGUUCCUUAUUUGACCAGAUUUUCCAAGGCAACUCCUACAAUGAUUCUGUGGCCAAGGUGUGGAGUCUAGCCCUUCCUGAGAUCUCUCUCGAACCUGAAGGGACAGUUGUGAAGACGUUGGUAGCAGUGGAGAUCAGCAUCUUUCCCCUGGGAGAAGAGCCCUUGACAGUUCUAUACAUGGAGAAGGAAAUCACGGUCACUAUCCAAGCUGCCUAUGUGGAAAAGAAACUCAUUUUGCGCCCUCUGGAUUCCAGGAUAGAGUUUAAAGUCUUUAACUGCACAGCUGAUCCAAGCGGAGUAAGUCCUAAGCAAGUAUUCUCUAGGCCAUCUACUGCUAAACUACAACUUCAAAACCUUUCUGUAUGAAUUGUAUGGCUUUCAGAAUGACCAGCCCAUAAGAAACUUCCUGCAGAAGAUGAUCUCAGCUGUUGGGAUCCCAGAAGUGAUUUCAAGUGAGUUUUCCCUUCAGGGAAGUGCCACAGUACUCUGUAAAGCACUUAUCAUCAGUUCUUCUAUACCGAUUUGCUGAAUGAAGUAUGCUGAUACCUCCCACAUCUUGGUAGUGGCAGGGGAAGAGGAGAUGGAAUUACACUUUUCACGUUGCUGAUGUGAAUUUCUGCUAGGUUCUGGGCAAUGGAAAAAGAGCCAGGCUGGGAUAAGGGAAAGUGAUUUCUGCCAGGCUGAAGGCUGCGGGGCACUGAGGCGAAUUAGCUUUGGGCAAGAUAAGGCCACAGUACAUGAGAGCAGCAAGCCAGGAUGGCCAUAACCAUAACUGGGUGAUUUUACUGAUUCUAUAGAGAUCGAACCAGCUUUAACCUCACUGAUGAACAGCAAAGGGCUUCAUUUAUUUGAGAUUAAAAACCCUGAGAUCAUCACAA